AUGGCGUCCGACGAGAUUGUCUGGCAAAUUAUCAACCAGCAAUUCUGUGCAUUCAAGCUCAAAACCCCGAAAGAGCAAAAUUUCUGCCGCAACGAAUACAAUGUAACCGGCCUCUGCAACCGCCAGUCGUGCCCGCUGGCCAACUCUCGAUAUGCCACGGUCCGCCAGCACCCGACCAAGCAGACGCUCUACCUGUACAUGAAGACGGUCGAGCGUGCGCACCUGCCGUCCAAAAUGUGGGAGCGCAUCAAGCUGUCCAACAACUACACCAAGGCCCUGGAGCAGAUUGACGACCGCCUCAUCUACUGGCCCAAGUUCCUCAUCCACAAGUGCAAGCAGCGCCUCACGCGCCUGACGCAGGUGCAGAUCCGCAUGCGUCGCAUUGCCGCCGAGGAGGAGCGCCUUGGCGAGAAGCUGGUCCCCAAGCUGGCGCCCAAGGUCCGGCACCGCGAGCGUGCGCGCGAGCGCAAGGCCGAGGCCGCCGCCAAGCUGGAGCGUACCAUCGAGCGCGAGCUGCUGGAGCGCCUGCGCCAGGGCGCCUACGGCGAGCAGCCGCUCAACGUGAGUGAGGACAUCUGGAAGAAGGUCCUCAACGCCAUGGAGCGCGAGGGCGACGGCGUCCGCGACGAGGACAUGGACGAGGGCAUCGACUCGGACGAGGAGGAGGAACUGGACAGCGAGGUCGAGGAUGGUGCCAUCGAGUAUGUCUCUGACUUGGACGAGAGCGAGGAGGAACUCGGCGACCUGCAAGACUGGCUGGAGAGCGAGGAGGAAGAGGUGGAGGAAGAGGAGGAGAGCGACGAAGAGGAGAAGCUGAGCAACAAGAGAAAGCGUGCCCGUGUCAUCAAGAUGCAGAACAAGCGCCCUCGCCAGGACGAGAGGGAAAAGGAGAAGCUCACUCUCACCAACGACUUGGCCUGGUAA
Cordyceps fumosorosea ARSEF 2679 is the source of this 924-nucleotide messenger RNA. RefSeq names its product protein MAK16. The record is from RefSeq and is a predicted model, not a curated record. Gene Ontology annotation, biological process: maturation of 5.8S rRNA; maturation of LSU-rRNA. The transcript is spliced from 2 exons. NCBI's taxonomy places the organism in Eukaryota, Fungi, Ascomycota, Sordariomycetes, Hypocreales, Cordycipitaceae. The coding region runs from base 1 to 924 and encodes 307 amino acids. Gene Ontology annotation, cellular component: nucleolus; preribosome, large subunit precursor.